This is a messenger RNA of Nematolebias whitei (Rio pearlfish), 2393 nucleotides long. RefSeq lists its product as uncharacterized. The record is from RefSeq and is a predicted model, not a curated record. Lineage: Eukaryota; Metazoa; Chordata; Actinopteri; Cyprinodontiformes; Rivulidae.
UCUAUGAGGACUCUUCCACAACCACCCUGACUUGCAUGGGCAUACAUGAGAAUGCCAGUCAUGAUGCCUUCAACACAGAUUUUUACACAAGUAACACUUCGGCCAGCGGAGAGGAAGACCUCAGCAGUGAAGAAGAUGAGCUCCACACAGAGAAUUCUACUACAAGCAUGUGGGAUGUGGACAUUUCAGAGAAUGAAGAAGCCCUGUCAUAUUCUGAAGACGACUUGACUGAGGCUGCUAGUAAAGAAGAUGAAAACCAUGCUGAUGAUGAAGAUGCAGUGGAGAGGAAUACAACUAGAGAAAACACACCUGAACUUUCAGUGGGCAGUGAAGACCAAGCAGAUGGUGACAAUCCCCUGUAUCCUGGUGCACCUGUUUCAAAGGGAGAAAGUUUAUUGAUGCUCAUGUCGUAUGUGCUGCGGAACAAUUUAACAGGCAAAGCACUAACUCAUUUACUGGAAAUGUUCAACUUAAUAUUUCCAGGAAUGAUUCCGCCCUCACAUUACCGUUUCCACAAAGACUUUGGAGGUUCAUCACUGUCUGAAGUUCACUUUUAUUGUGAAAAAUGUCAAGCAUACCUUGGCAUUAGUGCACACUGUCCGUGUCAUUGUACCUUUUGCAACACAGAGUUUGAUGCAAAUAGAAGUUUAAAAAAUGGCUUCUUCUUUCUUGUAAUUCCCCUCCAUGCACAGAUUAAACAACUUCUGCAGGAACAUGAUAUCAGCCUUACUGAAAAAAACAGAUCCUCUGGUGUUUUAACUGACAUACAGUCUGGUGGAGAGUACCAGAAAUUAUGUGACAGUGGAGUUAUAGGAGAAGAUGAUUUGACACUUAUUUGGAAUUGUGAUGGCGCACCAGUUUUCAAAAGCUCGAAAUGCAGCAUUUGGCCAAUUCAGUGCCAGAUAAUUGAACUGGAACCAGAAAUAAGAAAAAGGCACAUUUUGAUGUCAGCAUUAUGGUUUGGGUCAGCUAAACCGUCAAUGAUGACAUUGUUGACACCAUUUGUUAAAGAAGUGUCAGGAUUAGAAACUGAAGGUAUUGCCUGGCAGGACAGAAGAGGACACAGUCGUGUUUCCAAAGUGUUUGCGCUGAUCUGUAGUUCUGAUUCUGUGGCUCGUCCAUUGCUUCGCAACACUAAACAGUUCAAUGGUUUUUACGGAUGUGAUUUUUGCUUGCACAGAGGUGGUAAAUCGUAUCCAUAUGAACAACCUGAACCUCCACUUAGAAAUGAGAAGGAUCAUUUUAGCCAUGCAAUGUCAGGUACAACUGCAGAGCCGGUGUAUGGAGUCAAAGGGCCAUCUCCUUUAAUGCAGCUUCAACACUUCCAAAUGAUAAAUGGCUUCAUUCCUGAAUAUCAACACAAUGUCUGCCUUGGAGUCACUCGUCAACUCGCUACACUAUGGCUUGACUCAACAAACAAAGAUUCCCCUUGGUACAUAGGCAAAGAGGUCAAUGAAGUUGACAAACGACUUUUGAAAAUAAAACCACCAGUAGAGAUUACAAGGACACCUAGGUCUCUGACUGAACGAAAGUUCUGGAAAGCUUCAGAGUGGCGAGCGUUUCUCCUAUUCUAUUCUCUGCCUGUAUUAAAAGGCCUACUCCCUGCACGAUUUUGGAACCAUUUGUUCCUACUAGUGUUUGGCAUUUAUACUUUGUUGCAGGAGACUGUAAAGACGGAAAGCAUCUUCGUUGCAGAGCUAGCUUUAAAAAAAUUUGUCAUCAUGUUCCAGAGACUGUAUGGAAAAAACAACAUGACUUUUAAUAUCCACUUGCUAACACACUCUGCUCAAAGUGUCAAACAAUGGGGACCAUUAUGGGCUACAUCAACAUUUUCAUUUGAAUCCAAUAUGGGCACUCUCAUGAAGUAUUUUAAUGGUACACAGUAUGUCCCCUCACAAAUAGUUAGAACAUUUCUGUUGUGGAGAGAAUUGCCACAAAGGGCCAAAAACACUAUCCAUCCAGAUAACAAAAAGGUUCAAUCUUUUGUUGAAGAACUUUACUUUAAUAAAAGAAAAACUGAAAAUUGUGAAAUCCUAACCGAAGGCGUCAGAGGUUUUGGUUAUCCUGUGGUGCAAAACUGCUUUAAAAUGGUCUACAGGCUUGCUAUUGGAAAGUUGUGUGGAAAUCUAAGCAACUGCUUCUGGUCUUACAACCGGUUUUUGGUCAGUGGAGUUCUGUAUCACAGUCAAAACUAUGACAGACUAAAAAAAAGAUACAACAGUGCUGUAUGCCUGAAAGAUGGAACAUUUGGUUUAAUUGUAGACUUAAUUGUUUUUAAACAAACAUGUUUCCAUCAGAUUUCUGCUUUUUGUUCAUGUGCCAAAUUAUGCUGUGUUUUAGUUGAGGUCCUUUCUAAAUCAGACAGGCCUGUAUGUAAAGAUUCACAGAUUAAU